Protopolystoma xenopodis is the source of this 555-nucleotide messenger RNA. The record is from the annotation of a GenBank genome assembly. NCBI's taxonomy places the organism in Eukaryota, Metazoa, Platyhelminthes, Monogenea, Polystomatidea, Polystomatidae.
AGUCUUCUGCCAUUCGCAGUGGUUGGUAGCAACGAGGAAAUAAACAUCAAGGGCAAGGCAGUCCGUGCUCGUCAAUACAGAUGGGGUUCGGUCAUGGUAGAGAACGAAGCACACUGCGACUUCGUUCACUUGAGGGAGAUGCUACUUCGAGUUAAUAUGGAGGAUCUCCGAGACCGCACCCAUACCAUCCACUAUGAGACAUACCGGAAGGCUCGGCUUACUGAGAUGGGCUUUCAGGAUGAUGAAAAAAUGACUCUACAGGAAACUUAUGAAAAGCGCCGAGAGCUACAGAGGAGAGAACUACAGCAAAAAGAGGAAGCAAUGCGCGACAUGUUCGUUCAGAGGGUGAAGGAAAAAGAACAGGCUCUCAAGGAGGCCGAAAGAGAGUUGCAGGCCAAAUUUGAAGCUAUCCAAAAGCAGAAUGCAGAAGAAAAGCGAAAAUUUGCUGAGAAACGUCAACUAUUUGAGGAAGAGUUGGCCGCAUUCGAACGCCGAAAACAAGCCGUAGAACAAUCAAAACAAGCCCCCACCAUUACCGAUAUGCACAAUGGCUAA